This is a messenger RNA of Didymella exigua CBS 183.55, 326 nucleotides long. RefSeq lists its product as uncharacterized. The transcript has 3 exons. Lineage: Eukaryota; Fungi; Ascomycota; Dothideomycetes; Pleosporales; Didymellaceae. Bases 1 to 165 code for a protein of 54 amino acids. Gene Ontology annotation, biological process: mitochondrial electron transport, cytochrome c to oxygen. The record is from RefSeq and is a predicted model, not a curated record.
AUGCUCCGCCGUCAGGUCGUGCUCGACCUUUCCGUUGCCAUGGGUCUUGGUGUGACCGCUGGUUACGGCUGGUGGUACGGCUACCACGUCCCCGCCGUCCGUCACCGCGACGCUUUCUACCAGAAGCUCGAGGACGAGCGUGCCGCAGCCCUUGGUCAGAAAUAAGCGACAAAGCAUCACGAAACAAGAUCUCCUAUGUUCCGAGAAUGCAAGCAUGUAUAGAGGGCUGCUGGAGCUGGGACCAAGUGUAUCAUAGGUGGGGUGAUCCCCCGAAGGCAUGCCAAAUCGAUAUCAGCCAAGUCAACACAACGCCAUGUCUCGUUCCA